AUGAAGGCAUCUCUAUCUCUCCUUGUUCCCUUUGUUCUUCCUUUGGCCGCGGCUCAAUGGGGAGGUGGCAGUGGCAGUGGUGGCAGCCAAACUACGACGACGACUGCUGCAACCACCACUAUGAGCAGUUCUUCUUCAAGCUCCACUCACUCCGUUAAUGUUGGAAAAGACGGCUUCACGUUUGAACCGGAUACCCUAAUGGUCUCCCCUGGAGACGAAGUCGAGUUCCACUUCUUUCCGGGCGAUCACUCGGUGGCUCAAGCCGCAUUCAAUAAUCCAUGCCAACCCAUGAGCUCCAGCAGCUUCUACAGCGGCUCGUUCCCUGGUAGUUCCGAGUCGUCUAACGUCUUUGUCCUGACCGUCAACGACACAAACCCCAUCUGGUUCUACUGCGGACAAGUUGGGCACUGCCAGGCCGGAAUGGUUGGGGUGAUCAAUCCACCUUCUAGUGGCGCGGAUACCCUCGAAGCAUUCAAGAAGGCGGCGUCGGGUACAAAGAGUUCCAACGUGCCAGCAAUGGUCCAGGGUGGUGUUAUCCAGGCCGCGAGCGAGGACAAUAAUGACAAGCCCUCCUCCACUUCGACCGCUGCCAGCGCAACCUCUACAAAUGGAGCAAAGGGUGUACGGCCGUGGGCUGAAUUCAGUGUCGUGUUCGUUCUGACUUCCAUGGUGGCCAUGUUCAUGGCUUAG
Molecule: messenger RNA, 690 nt
Organism: Penicillium lagena
Lineage: Eukaryota; Fungi; Ascomycota; Eurotiomycetes; Eurotiales; Aspergillaceae
Product: cupredoxin domain-containing protein
Exons: 3
Coding region: 1-690 (229 amino acids)
Source: RefSeq, a predicted model, not a curated record